Puntigrus tetrazona (Sumatra barb) is the source of this 1937-nucleotide messenger RNA. RefSeq names its product stum, mechanosensory transduction mediator homolog (gene stum). The transcript is spliced from 4 exons. Bases 132 to 524 code for a protein of 130 amino acids. Lineage: Eukaryota; Metazoa; Chordata; Actinopteri; Cypriniformes; Cyprinidae. The record is from RefSeq and is a predicted model, not a curated record.
CGCCUACCGUUCACUGCACGCACUCGUUUCAACCUAAAGCUGACGCUCGCUCUGGAGCUGCGCCUGAUAGUGCCCAGUGCAAACCAAAACAAGGAUUUCUAGCUUUGCAAGUAGUUUAAAAAAAUCGUGAAAUGGACCACAAAGACACAGAAAUGAACGAAAAAGGAGUUUCUUCUUCUACGAGCGGAGUUGUUGUUCAGGUCAGGGAGAAGAAAGGAGCUUUACGCGCUGCCAUCCCAUAUAUGCCUUUCCCAGUAGCUGUCAUCUGCCUGUUUCUCAACACAUUUGUGCCCGGACUGGGUACGUUCAUCUCAGCCUUCACGGUACUGUGCGGAGCGAGGACAGACCUUCCCGACAGGCACAUGUGCUGCGUUUUCUGGCUGAACAUCGCAGCCGCCUUCAUCCAGAUCGUCACCGCCAUUGUCAUGGUGGGCUGGAUCAUGAGCAUAUUUUGGGGAAUGGACAUGGUCAUUCUUGCAAUUUCUGAAGGCUACAGGGAGCAGGCCGCCCCUCAGCAGCUCUGAUUGCUGUCCUCCAAACCUAAUCUUGAAUGUGCACCUUUCUCCUGUGCUGUCUGGCCAACGCGUACGGGAGCUUUGAGACGGACCCGACGUGGCCUGGGAGAUCCGGGGGUUGAUCACAUGCAGAUUCUCAGCCCAACUCAUGCUACUUCCUGGUCAGGUACUGCGUUAAGGGCACCUGACCGUUGAGGGACAGGAGAAGAGCAUGAACAUUCUGUGAAUAUCUCUAAAAAUUGUGCGAACGUGCGAACCGUCUAUGUGCCGAACACAUCCUAUACCUGUCAGGGAAAAUCUAUCUUAAUCGUACUCUACUCUGUAGUCUUAAUGUAUGUAUUAUACUGACCAAUAUACACUAUGGACAUUUGCAUUUUGUAAAAUAAAUAUAUUUGGUAAAAAUCUUUGAGGUAUCUAACGAAGUAGCUAAAAUAAUGUUAAAGGAACAGUUCACCCGGAAAUGAAGAUCACUCACCCUCAAGGAAAUUGAAAAUGAAAAUAAAAUAAUUUUCGGAUGAACUGUUCUUAUUUUGCUUCCCACAGAGCACUAUGAAUACAUAUUACACUUAAUAUUUAUGACAUGUGAAUUACAGUAUGUGACAUUACAGUGUCUCCAGUAUUUCUUUAUAGCGUGCUGUGUUUUUAUUACUCAGAUUAAGCCUUAUAAAGCAGAAAGUGUGUAUUUAUGUGGUUAUAUAAAAAAUACACUGUAUUCUGCGCGAAUACAUCACCUGUUGUUGUUAAUCUCUAUUAGUCUUAAAUACCCAGAGACCAUCAGCCAAAAACAUAACCUUUUUGCCCGGUAAUUAUCUGUUGUUGAGUAAAACAGCCAAGUAUUGGUGAAUCACGUUAGUUGCCAUAGUGACCGGCCACCGUAAUCAACUCAUGCAUAGGGUAUAAAAUAAUAACGUAAUUAAGUGUGAGUUAUUUUUAUGUGACCGACAUAAAAGGCACGGUGCAAAUCGAAAUAGUCAAAAUACUAUGAUUUAAGACUGACAUUGAAAAAUUAACCACCAAUUGCAAUUGCCUGCAUCAGCUGAGCAAGCAGGAUUUGUGCUCUUGCUGAAUGUGCGAUAUAUUCUGAAAAAUUCAACCACUCCGAAAUGGUUUCUAAUAUUUUACUCACACUGAAGAGUCUCAAAUUUGGCUGAGUCUCUUUUUUGGAUGUUUUUAAUGGAUAUUAGCUGGUCUCUGAUGUGAAUGUGUGCUGUAACUGUGUUUAAGGAUUUGUUGUAAAUAUGGACAGAAAGUGAAUUAUUUGUGUUAAUUUGUGUGAUGUUAUGUUUAUUGCUGCAUUUUAAAUACAAACAGCAUAAUCCUGUGCUAAGUCCAAAGGCAUAAAUAUAGUACGGCCAAACAUAUGUUACUGACAGACGUUAAUUAACGGAGUAAUAUCAAAUAAAUUCUGCUUUUAAAAAGUGA